GAUCCGAGGAUCAGCUGGAGGAAGCAAUAACAGAGGGAAAAUCUGCAGGGGAAAAAUCGAACAAGAGGGAAAAACUACAGAUGUUAUGAUCUGAACAUCAAGUGUAAAUUCUAGUUUUACACGAAGUCCCUUCUUCUAAGAAGAAAGCCUUUUUUUUUAUUUUAUAUUAUGGUGUUUUAACUACCUCACUUAAAAGGCUACCUAAAGCUAUGCUUUAAGAAUUGUUGUCGUUUCUACUUUGUGUGAGAUCAUCACGUUUACAACUUGAAUUAUAUUGCUAAUGCAGGUAAGCUAUUAAAUCUACUUUGCUGUUGUUUUUUGUGCUUUUUGGAAGGCAAACUGUGUAAGCUUGCAGGGUAUCAGGCUACCUCUGCCACUGACGCCUGUAUAGCCAUCUAUGAUGAUGCAUAGCCUAUCUCAUAACAGAACGAUGAAGAAAAUGCUAAUUAGGUUGUGUUAUAAACAGAUUAAUUCUGAAACGAAACAAUCAACAUUAUGACGGAAUUAAUCCAUUGUAGUAGUGGCUGUCACAGAGGACAAUGUAUUGUCUCGUUAGUUCUGCAUGAAAUGAAUUCUCGACUGUUAUGCAUCCUAGACAUCCGUUUAUAGGUCAUGGAAAUCUUGAUGGCUUCCAUAAAUUGAUGCUUUUACGGAAAUCUCGACGUCCGGUUUAUGAUCUCACAGAAUAUGAAAAUUAUGUUUACAUAAAACCUGUCCCUGUUUUUCGAAUGAAGACGAUGGGGGGGGGGGGGGGUAUUUUUGAAUUGUGCCUUUCUCUAUGAAUCAUGUCAUCAGUACUUAUGUAGGCCUAUGUAUGGAUUUUGACCGACCUCGAUAUUAUAAUCGAUUCCUUCGCAUCAGUCCUCUACUGGUGAGCCUAUCUGUCAUUGCCAUGACCCUUCAGCUAUCCAUAGCGGUGUCACAGAGACUCGGAGCUUACACGGAUAAUUAAUGUUUAACCUGACCGCUAUCGACAAGGACUUAUUCUGGGCCUUAUUUUUCUCGUCGUCGGUGACAUUGGGAAGGUUUUUGUCAUCCAAAUUACUUUCUGUCGGUCUUUGAAUCAAAUGUACACUGCUUGCUGUCGGCCCCAUAAAAUAAUAAAACAAAUAUAUGUUUUUCAUUUCUCUCUCUCUCUCUCUCUCUCUCUCUCUCUCUCUCUCUCUCUCUCUCUCUCUCUCUCUCUCUCUCAUCGGCAUCUGUCAUGUGGAUUGAAGAACUCGAAACAAAGCAGUUAAGAAUGUUGAAUCAUUCCUUUAUUUAUUACCAAUGCUUGGGGGUUAUUCUUUCUUUUGUAUCCGAACAAUUGCAGUUUAAAUACAUAAAUAAUUAUUUGACGGCAUCCGAAUUGUUCCUUUUCUAUUCGCCGCUGUUCUUUUUUCCUUUUGCUCGACUGAAGUAGGCUGAACCAGCAGCAUCAGUGACGUAAGAGUCCUUCGUCAUGCAAGCGCAUAGGAGGUAUUUAUUUUUUAUUCGCGAAGCCACUCCCAUCUCCCUCAGCUCCUCCCUCUGUUUAAAAGGCCUUCUGACAGCCAUGAGCAGAGAAAUUAUGAGGGCAUCUGGGAACAGCAGAGCAACAGAGGGCUUUUGUUUUGUAGAAUUAGGAAGAAAAAAUAAAAUCUAUAAUUGUCUACAUCUGGUCUUUAACUAUUUACUAUGAGCUUAUACUGGUUUAUAACCAGUUUAUAGCCAGUGGAUCAGGGUGAAAAGCACACAAAAUGCAUCAAUGUAAUAUGUAUUUGUACACUGAUUUAACACGUUUUAUUAUUUUUGCUAUGUAUAAUAAAUUAUUAACUCAACAGGUACCUGGCAGGGCUGUAAUUACCAUACCAUACAUGCCAUUAGUUUUGAAUAACACAUUUUUGUACAUUGGUUCAAUCUCCAUUCCACACCAUUUAAUGUAGGGGCAUGUUUCCUGUCACAAUGGAAUCUUUAUGACCACAAGUAAUAAUUUAACAGGCACAGUAAACAUUGUGAUAUCAUCCAGAUGAUAAAUGCCUUGUGUUGGUCUAUAAUAUUUCCUGCUUAGUUUAUACAGGGCAAAAAUAGGGGAAACCUCUCGACAUUUUACUUGGAUGCAUUUCCAAUGUCUUUUUUCCUGUUUUCCCCACAUAUCAGUCCUUAUAUGGACCACCUGUGCCAUGAGAGACCAUUGCUGGCUGUUUAAUGAUAUUUUCAAUAUGUUUCCAGUGCUGUUCUUGUCCCUGGUGUCGUCUGUCUGUCUUUCCCAAUAGACAGAAUGGUAUAUUUAUACACCAGGCAGAUAAUACUGAAUUAGCAUCACAGCUGACUGAUAACAUUUGCUUAUCAAGGAGACUGAAUGGUGCUUCAUACAGCUCCUUUAAAGGAAGUGUGUGUGUGUGUUCAUGAAUUGGGAACUCAUAAAAAAGUGGUCCUGGGGCAGUUGAAUAUUCUUAGGAAGAUUCCAAGUGGGCAAACUCACGUAAACACUUUUUAGAAAUGUUUUAUCUCCCAUCAUCCUGUGACUUCAGUAAGCCUUAAGGAAUGCAUGAAAAACAGUCAGGAAGGGAGCGGAUCAACGGACUCCUCUCUGUCCUCUGCAACAUCUCUCAUAUCUCCACCUAAACCAUCAACAUUAAUGGAAUUGGUAGCCUAUCGCUUUAUUUUACGAGCCUUCUUAUGACGUUUUAUAUUUGCCUUAUAAACAUAUGCAGCCACAGAUAAACCAUUACAAAACUGUAUAAUACAACGAUAAGACAGAAUCUAGAAGUCAGAAUGAACUUUCUUAGCAGUAGGUUUUUAUUGUUUUAUCCUCUCCACAAGCACAUCACACUGGUUGAAUCAACAUUGUUUCCACGUCAUUUCAAUUAAAUUGAACCAACGUGGAAUAGACUUUGAAUUGACGUCUGUGCCCAAUGGGAUGAUAAUGAAUCUGUUUACAUCCCUGUUUUGAGAAAGGCAUCGUUACUUUCUUCUUGGAUGCUUUCCUGACAGGAUACUGAUGGUCACACACACACACACACACACACACACACACACACACACACACACACACACACACACACACACACACACACACACACACACACACACACACACACAGACAGACAGACAGACAGACACUUUGACAAAGAGCAAUUUUGAUGGGAUCCGAUUAUAUCUAGAAUAGACACACGGUAUGGCUGACCUCUAUCGUUUCUGACAAAGUGUCUAGCAAAUGUGAUAAUUUGUGUGUGUAUGUCUGUGUGUGUUUUUCUCCUGAGCGUGAGACUCCUGUGUCCUCCUGCGGCCCCUAGUGUCAGUGUCACCAUGGCAACCGUCCAAAUAAGCAGGAAGUGUCGCUGUCCACCCAUCCCUCUCCUUCUUCCUCGCUCUCCUUUCCUUUCACUACUCUCUCUCACUUCCUUUUACACCUUUCUCCUUCUCUCUACCUUCUCUCGGUUUUUAUCCAUACCUGUAGCCUAAUCGUUAUCUCUUUUAAUUUUUUAUUCCUCUCUUACACCUCUCUCCUUCCCCCCCCAUAUUGUCUAAUUUUAGAAAGUACACCCUGUCAGAUCAGAGAGGUCAGUGUUCUGUCGUACCGUCCAGUAGCCUCUGCAGGAAUGAUAUGUCUCCCUGAUAUCCAAUAUCUCCCUCCAUGGUUAAAUACAGGGACAGGGACUUUAUGUGCAGGCUCCAGUGGCUCAGUUGGUUAGAGUAUGCUGCUUGCAACACCAGGGUUCUAGGUUCGAUCCCCAGAUGAUCUAUGAUGUGUCUGAACUUUUUUGUAUAAUAUACUGUGUUUGUUAUUUUUUUUACUGUCUUUGUGUUACUCCUUCCCCCUAGAUUACUAGGCCCCGAUUCCGACCCGAGUUAAGCGUGCGUAAAUUGAACUUUUCUCUCUAUGCGUAUUCUGACCUUGAACUUAAGCAUGAGAAUAGCAUGCUAUUCUCCCGCUAUUCGUUCGGGGUGGAGAUCUAAGAAAUUAAGCUGUGGUGGAGGUAUGUCUUCAGAUAAACUGUAUUCUGACCUUCAAUUAUUUCCCUCAUAAUUCCACCACCUUUACGCGCGAGGAAACCAUGAAUAAGGUCUAGCGAACCUGCCGGUUCCAAGUGGAAAAAGUGUCUACUUUUUCGUUUCUCUGAUAGAAAUAACAGCAUUCUCCAUGCACUGUAAUUUAUAAAUGAAUAAGAGCUAUUGAUAAGAGCUAGGUAAAUGAGUAAUCCGUUUGAAGAAGGGGAUUGCAAAUACACAUAGCAAUUGUUUUAAAUGAUUUUGCCUUAUGAUCCCUGGAGACGAAUGUGAAACCAGCGAUAUGGAAGCAAACUGAAAAUCAUGUCAACAUGACAUGUAUUGCGGCCCCUUUUCCACAGUGAAAUAGGCUCCAAACACACCAAGACAGUCGUGAAGAGGGCACGACAACGCCUUUUCCACCUCAGGAGAAUGAAAGAUUUGGCACCGGUCCCCAGAUCCUCAAAAAGUUAUACAGCUGCACCAUCGAGAGCAUCCUUACCGGUUGCAUCACCGCCUGGUAUGACAACUGCUCGGCAUCCAACCGUAAGGCUCUACAAAGGGUAGUGCGUACGGCCCAGUACAUCACUGGGGCCAAUCUUCCUGCCAUUCAGGACCUACACUACCAGUCAAAAGUUUGGAAACACCUACUCAUUCAAGGGUUUUUCUUUAUUUGUACUAUUUUUUACAUUGUAGAAUAACAGUGAAGACAUCAAAACUAUGAAAUAACACAUAUGAAAUCAUGUAGUGAACAAAAAAGUGUUAAACAAAUCAAAAUAUAUUUUAUAUUUGAGAUUCUUCAAAUAGCCACCCUUUGCCUUGAUGACAACUUUGCACACACUUGGCAUUCUCUCAAACAGCUUCACCUGGAAAGCUUUUCCAAUAGUCUUGAAGGAGUUCCCACAUAUGCUGAGCACUUGUCUCAAUUUGGUUGAGGUCGGGGGAUUGUGGAGGCCAGGUCAUCUGACGCAUCUCUCCAUCACUCUCCUUCUUGGUCAAAUAGCCCUUACACAGCCUGGAGGUGUGUUGGGUCAUAGUCCUGUUGAAAAACAAAUGAUAGUCCCACUAAGCCCAAACCAGAUGGGAUGGCGUAUCGCUGUAGAAUGCUGUGGUAGCCAUGCUGGUUAAGUGUGCUUUGAAUUCUAAAUAAAUCACAGACAGUGUCACCAGAAAUUAUCCAUAUUGACCUUCACGUUUCUCUUUGCUUAUUUGAGCUGUUCUUGCCAUAAUAUGGACUUGGUCUUUUACCAAAUAGUGCUAUCUUCUGUAUACCCCCCUACCUUGUCACAACACAACUGAUUGGCUCAAACGCAUUAAGAAGGAAAUAAAUUCCAUAGAUUAACUUUUAACAAUGCACACCUGUUAAUUAAAAUGCAUUCCAGGUGACUACCAAGAGUGUGCACAGCUGUCAUCAAGGCAAAGGGUGGCUAUUUGAAGAAUCUCAAAUAUAAAAUUAACACUUUUUUGGUUACUACAUGAUUCCAUGUGUUAUUUCAUAGUUUUGAUGUCUUCACUAUUAUUCUACAAUGUAGAAAAUAGUAAAAAUAAAGAAAAACCAUUGAAUGAGUAGGUGUGUCCAAACUUUUGACUGGUACUGUAUAUACUAGGCGGUGUCAGAGGAAGGCCCAGAAAAUGGUCAAAGACUUCAGUCACCCAAGUCAUAGACUGCUGAACAAUUAAUAAAAUGGCUACCUGGACCCCCCCCCCCCCCCCCCUUACAUUUUGUACCAUUCCAUUCCGUUUACCGUUCGUUCCUCUGUCAUAUCCAUGCAAGUUGUUCCUGAGGGUCGCUAGCAUUAGUGGAUCAUAUUAGGCUAACGUUGUGCAAUAAUUUGGGACAUGUAGCCUAUUUGAAUCAUUAUGGAAAUCAGACCACAGUUAGCAGGUUAAACCUAGAGCCUGGCGCACGGUUCACGACGACUGGACCGUUGUCAUACAGUUCCAUGAUUAGUGAGAAUUAGGGUCGAUUUAUAGGACUAUUGUUCAACCCCUAUUGUACACUUUCUUUCCAUCUUCCAAUAUUUCAUGGAUUGAAUUUGAAUAUGACAACUUUCAGGAUGAAUCGAUGGCUCUCCAAACCUGUUUUGUUUUUUUAUGAUUCAUGCAUACUUUCCUAACCCUAAAAUGUGCCUAAAUAAUCUACAAGAUCAGAGUAUUUUAAAAUCUACCAGUUGGUGCAGAAAUAGAGACGAAGAUGCAUAGAUGGGUUGGUUGUUUAGCAACAAAAACGAGGCACGCACAACCAUGGGGCAAAACAGAUGACAACAUGUAAGUUAUAUUUCGUCUCCAAUGUUUUUUGAAAAAAUAAAUAAAUUUGCACAAUGACCACUUGAUGUCUCUAUCGUAUCUGAAGAUUAUGUCUUUGUUAAAUGUUUUUCAUGACGGAAUGGAAUGUUGGUUGUUCAGGCCAGAGGGGGGAGGUUUUAUGAUGUUAUUUGAAAUGUGCCGCUUGGAGGGUGACGGCCGAGGGGAGACUGGUGAUUGGCCAGAAGAAGGGAGUAGCCCCUCCCUUUGCAUUGUUUAUAAAUAGGGGGUAAACGAUUAGACGGCAGAACGACCAUAUCAAUCUGGGGAGUCGUUCUCCGGGCAACGCGUGUCUGUAAUUUAUGCUGUAACCUCGUGGUAUGAAUAAAAACUUCUGACACGAUGCAGCAUAACGGACUUUUUGUUGACAGCGAUAAUGGCCACCAUUCAUCAUAUACGACAUCUCUCAAAUACAUUGUUCGAGUUGUUGGUUAGCUAGCUAGCGAAUUUUAGCCAUAUUAGUAUUGUCAUUAAAUCAGUCAAAACACCUUAAAACAAGAAAUGGAAUCAAUAACAAGAUGAAACGAGCCACUUACGAUUCCCCAAAUCGCAGUUUCUUAUCAUUCUUGCUAGCAAUCUGGCCAUCCAGAAUCACAACAACAGACGCGCUGAAUUACAUUUAUUCAAUGCGUGCAAUGGAACCACCGUUAUGCACCUUCAUAAGGUAACUACUGAGAAAGAAACGCGUGCGUAAGAAAGGCGUAAUUUCCUAAAUCGGAAUCGGGUGCCUAGUGUCUUCUCUCCGUUGUCCAUCUGCCCUAAACCCAUUCUGUUAAUUGGUCAGCGUUCACCAUAGCAGUAGCACAGGGGGGAGGGUGUAAAGCCAUUGUUCCUCAGGAACAGCCUGGCUGAGUCUCGUUAGUCUGCAAUAGCUUCCCUUCCCUUAAUCUAAUUUCCUUCAUUUUAACCCAAUUCAAAGGACUCCUCUGAAAGAAGCCAUCUAUCUGUUUGCAUUUGUGUCUGAGUGUCUUACAGAUUCUAACUGCAUGCAUUCAUUCUAUGAUCCUAUUGAGAAAAUACUAUUGUGAUUGUUCACGAUUUGUUGCGCUUAUUAAGCUAUUUACUUGUUAUUCAUUUCGGAAAUACAUUACAAUUAAUAAAACAUUUUCCAACUUGAGUUGAAUUCUUUGAAGUACAGUAAGCACCACAAUGUGCGCACCGUUGUUGCUGCAUCAUUUACUAGUAGAUGGAAGACAAAUUGACCAGUUGAAACAGGACUGUAAAAAGUAAUACUGUUACCUUCUCCAGUCAGCCUGUAUGACCCAGACAAGCCUCCUCACUGACCUUGGAAAACUCAGAGUUAGACAGAGACUGCAUCUCAAUACUCUAGUAGCUUCCUCUCCUCAUCUCUUUCCCUUCAUCAUAUGCACUGAUCUGAGGACACAGAACAGGUGAAGAAAUUAUAAGUGGAUGCCUGCUGGGCAUUUGCUUUCAGUUUACCCGUCCAGUUCUUUCAGAUUAGUGCGGGGAAGGGAAUGAAACGAGGAUGAGGUGAGGAAAACACGAGACUGUUGAGAUGCAGCCGACCUAUCACACUUUAUAAUCUUCUCCUCAGAAAUGGUUCCUUCACCAGCAUGAUUAAAGUAGCCCUGGAACAGAGAGGCUGUUUUUGUUCAGUUCUGCUCACAUGAUUUUGCCACAUACACUACAAAAGUAUGUGGACACCUGCUCGUCAAAUAUCUCUUUCCAAAAUCAUGGGCAUUAAUAUGGAGUUGUUCCCCCCUUUGCUGCUAUAACAGCCUCCACUCUUCUGGGAAGGCUUUCCACUAGAUUAUGGAACAUUGCUGCGGGGACUUGCUUCCAUUCAGCCACAAGAGGAUUAGUGAGGUCGGGCACUGAUGUUGACCGAUUAGGCCUGGCUCGCAGUUGGCGUUCCAAUUCAUCCCAAAGGUGUUCGAUGGGGUUGAGGUCAGGGCUCUGUGCAGGCCAGUCAAGUUCUUCCACACCGUUCUCGACAAACCAUUUCUGUAUGGACCUCGCUUUGUGCACGGGGGCAUUGUCAUGCUGAAACAGGAAAGGGCCUUCCCCAAACUGUUGCCACAAAGUUGGAAACACAGAAUCAUCUAGAAUGUAAUUGUAUGUUGUAGCGUUAAGAUUUUCCUUCACUGGUACUAAGGGCCCUAGCCCGUACCAUGAAAAACAGCCACAGACCAUUAUUUCUCCGCUACUAAACUUUACAGUUGGCACUUUGCAUUUGGGCAGGUAGUGUUCUCCUGGCAUCUCCCAAACCCAGAUUUGUCAGUCCGACUGCCAGAUGGUGAAGGGUGAUUUAUCACUCCACUGCUCCAGAGUCCAAUGGUGGCGAGCUUUACACCACUUGGCAUUGCGCAUGGUGAUCUUAGGCUUGUGUGCGGCUGCUCGGCCAUGCAAACCUAUUUCAUGAAGCUCCCGACAAACAGUUCUUGUGCUGACGUUGCUUCCAGAGGCAGUUUGGAACUCUGUAGUGAGUGUUGCAACCGAGGACAGACGAUUUUUACGCGCCAUGCGCUUCAGCAAUCGGCGGUCCCUUUCUGUGAACUUGUGUGGCCUACCACUUUGUGGCUGAGCCAUUGUUGCUCCUAGACGUUUCCACUUCACAAUAACAGCACUUACAGUUGACCGGGGCAGCUAUAGCAGGGCAGAAAUUUGAUGAACUGACUUGGAAAGGUGCCACGUUGAAAGUCACUGAGCUCUUCAGUACGGGCCAUUCUACUGCCAAUGUUUGUCUAUGGAGAUUGCAUGGCAGUGUGCUCGAUGUUCUACACCUGUCAGCAACAGGUGUGGCUGAAAUAGUCGAAUCCACUAUUUUGAAGGGUUUCCACAUACUUUUGGCCAUGUCAUGUCUCUCCUUCAUCUGUUUUUUUACCACUUUGUGGUGUGCAACGCUGCUUUCUAAAGUUCCUCUCCACUUACUCCACAUUGUAAUCUAAAUAUUUUUCUUGCUGUUAUUAAUAGUCUCUCCUGUCUCUCUUUUGUCUCCCCACAGGCCUUUGCAGCGAUACCAAGUAAAACCUUACAUUUGCACUACGGAAGCCUGUCGAGUCCUGUAAGAACAUCAACCUACGAGAUCAAGACAAAAAAAGAGCUUGAAGGAAAGAGAGGCCAAGAAAACCGUGCUCACUUUCCUGACCUGGCAACUGUUUGACAAAGCAAAAAGCUAAAUACGAAUUCAAAAAUACUUAAUAAGUAGCAAAAACAUACACAUUACAAAGGCAGCUAGCUUUUCCUUGAGAACUACAACUACACACAGCACCUGACUUCCGCGACCCCUGAUCCUUGACGUUUUACCCAUUGACGUGUACCCGACCAACCGGCCCAGCCAUGUUCCAAGCUCUGAGCAGCCUGUUCUUCGGGGAGGUGGAGGAGGUGGCCGCCGAGAUCAAUGGGCCAAAUCCCUGUGUGACCGACGCUGACGAGGAGGGAUGGAUGCUGGUCAACCUGCCCGGUGAGUCCCCCCUUAGGGAUGGGUGGAGGGGGUUGGAAGUGGAGAGGAGAAGGGGAGUCACUAGAUGGCCAAUUCAGAAUGGACAGAAGUCCUGUAGAGCAUGUACAUCAGCUGUUGGUUUUCUAAGGUCAAAGGUUUUGGUGAUUUGUGGUCAGCACUUCAGUCCUCUCUAGUAUGGCCAUAUAGUGAUGGGGGGGGUGAGAUAUAUCGUAAACAAUCUCCAUCAAAGAGAAUCUGAAUAGUUUAGAGGCCACUUCUCAAACUAAACAUAUAAGCCCCAAUGAAACACCUCACAAAACAGUCAGUACAACAAUACUGUCACUGACAUGACCAGGCGGUUAGAGGUUCGAAGUAACUAAUUAUAUUAUUCCUAUGUUUAUGUUUUGUGUUUCUUUACCCUUUCUUCUCCCCCUCUCCUAUUUUAUUUAAAUACCCUGACAUUUCUCACACUGGUGGGUUUGUGUGUUUGUGUGUGUGUUUGUGUGUGUGUGCGUGCGUGCGUGUGCUCCCCUUUUAAUGACCCCAAAACCUGCAUGGCUUCUUCCACUUUCUCCCUAAUCUACACCACCCUAAACAUACACCACCCUAACCUACACCACCCUAAACAUACACCACCCCAACUACACACCCCCACACCCCACACUCAACAACACCACCCUAACCUACACCACCCUAAACAUACACCACCCUAAACAUACACCACCUAACCUACACCACCCUAAACAUAACCACCCUAACCUACACCACCCUAACCUACACCACCCUAAACAUACACCACCCUAACCUACACCACCCUAACCUACACCACCCUAAACCAUAAAAAACACACCCCUAACACGAACCUAACCACCUAACCUACACCACCAACCUAAACACAUACACCACCCUACAUACACACACCUAAAAAACAUAACCACCCCACCUAAACCACACCACCCACAACCCUACACCACCUAACACUACACCACCCUAACCUACACCAACCUAACCCACACCCACCCAAAAAAAACCAACCUCACCACCCAAACACACCCACCCACACCACCCUACACCCACACCACCCUAACCUACCCACAACCACCCUACCUCACCACCCUAACCUACACCACCCUACCCACACCACCCUAACCACACCACCCUAACCUACACCACCCUAAACAUACACCACCCUAACCCACACCCCCCUAACCUACACCACCCUAAACAUACACCACCCUAACCCACACCACCCUAACCUACACCACCCUAAACAUACACCCUACCUCAAUUGGCCAACUCCUCCAUGGCCCCACCUUUACUGUGUUCUCAGGGGAAGCUGAUUGUGCGAUGCUAGUAGAGGGAGGGAUCAAGGUGCCAUCGAUAGCACAGGCGCUUGCACAAAACAACCAAUCAAAUUACCCAGACACACCCACCAGAACUGAGUGCCCCGUCCCCUCUCCGAACCCUUCCCCCCAACAUCAGAAUCGCCGCAGAACACACAAAGCUUGUUCACGAGCGGCGACAGUGGCGCCAUCAGACCCCCUCUCCACUCUCCCUUCUGCUAGCCUGUUAGCCGCGGGCAUAGCUACGCCCAUAUCCCUAAAAAGGCGGGCCAGGCUCUCCACCCCAUCUGUGUCCCCUGGCAGUAGUGGGUCGGAGAGAGGCUGCAUGGACGAGAGCUGGUUCGUUACCCCUCCCCCCUGUUUCACUGCAGAGGGAGCCACGGCGGAGACCAGCCCCAUGGAGGACCUGCUCAUAGAACACCCCAGCAUGUCCGUCUACGUCUCCCCUAGCAACCUGUCCAUGAUCUCCAACGGCAACCUGUCCAUCGUCGGGGAGGAGAGCAUCACCAGCCUGACAGGCAGCAUGAGGUGAGGACCGACCGACCCAUAUCUUAUUAUAUCUUUGUCACCAUGUAAGAGAUUUGGUACAUAGCCACAGUUCUAUGAGAGAGCUACAUAACUUAUUGACUAAUGUUCUAUACCCCCACUUCCUCGUAUUCCUCCCCUCCUCUAGCAGGGUGGCAGAACCAGCCGCUGCCCCUGCCGUCCACAAUACAAUGCCCACCAGGGUGACCCGAGGAGCGGCUGCCCAGGCUGGUACCCUGGCCAAGGUCACCCAGGUGGCCAGGGUUCAGAGGGGCAAGGCCCGCACUGAGAGGCGCCACCUUGGACGCAACCGCAUCCAGCGCCAGAACCGCACUAGGGAGCAGGUUCCCCGCCAUGCAGCCCACGCUAGAAACACCUACUUGCACCAGCCCUGCCAGCGCAACAUCUGCCACUGAGCCUCCACACCCACAGGGGGAGCCAUUUACUCUGAGGGCAUUAGUGGUUAUACUCCCCCUUACAUACACACAGGUAGAUUUAUAUGGACACACACAUAUACACAAAUAUGUAAAUACACAUGUACACACAGCACAUAGACACUCAUUCUCUCUCUCUCUCUCUUUCACUAACUCACUCUCUCUCUCACACAGACACACAGACACACAGACACACACUCAUUCAUUUACAUAGGCUACUG
Coregonus sp. 'balchen' is the source of this 12181-nucleotide messenger RNA. The record is from the annotation of a GenBank genome assembly. Lineage: Eukaryota; Metazoa; Chordata; Actinopteri; Salmoniformes; Salmonidae.